This is a messenger RNA of Striga asiatica, 1650 nucleotides long. The record is from the annotation of a GenBank genome assembly. Lineage: Eukaryota; Viridiplantae; Streptophyta; Magnoliopsida; Lamiales; Orobanchaceae.
CAAGUUAUAGGACCAAAAAUAAAAUUUUGCUGCUAUGGUUUUAACAGAGCACCAAAUCACUCAAGCUUUCAUGGAUUCAAUAUGGGAAUGUUGAUGUUGAAGGACGCUGCUCGAAGAUCCCUCUUCAGUUCCAGGUAUUUUUUCAGGAAUCUCUCAUCAAUCGAACACAAUCCGUCGCUUUACAUCCCCAAACGACAUCUGCAAAUCGACAGCACAAGCUCCCUCCUUGAGGAAAAGCUUGCUCUUUUGCUGCGCAAACAUGGCAACAACAUUAAUACUGAUGGGGACGUUGUCGGGAGGUGUAGCUAUUUCUCUGUGCUUGAUCGGGAUGACAAAUCAUUAUCAACACGACAACUCCAUUUGCCAUUUCGUAGUGUUAUGAUCCAGGGCUCUUGCAAUGGCGUGGUGUGCCUCGAGGAUAAGUCUAUUAAGGGGAGACUUGCCCUUUGGAACCCAUCAACUAACGAAUUUAAGUUCCUUCCCUCGACUUGCAUCCAACUCCAUCCAGAUGCUGAAUUUCUCAUGUUUAAUGGUACCAAUAUUGGGUUCGAUCGUAAUUCUCAAGAUUUUAAAGUAGUAAGGUUCGUGUACAACACUUUUCCUGACGAACAUCCUUCUUUCCCCAUGUCGGCUCACGCGGAGUUGUACUCCCUAAAGUCCGAUUCUUGGGAGGAAUUACCCGAUCACCUUGGUUCUAAUUGCUUAUCACUGGCCUGGAUUUCUGCUUCUGUAAAUGGGGUUGCUUAUUUUGAGACGGAGAGAAACAGGAGGGUGCGACUUCUUACCUUUGACUUUGCAAGUAAACGAUUUUCUUUCCUUGAUCUUCCGGAUUCCGCUAAGCGUUUCAGGCCAUAUUCUAGCCUGCAUCUUGCCGAGCGGGAUGGGAAGCUUGCCGCUAUAAUCUACCCGAAAUAUAUAAUCUACCCAAAUUCUGAGAUAGAAGAAAAAGCUUGUGAGUUGUGGGUGAGAAGUGAUGAUGAUGGUUCAUGGGAGCGGGUAUCCACUUUUUGUGUUCCUGGUGGUGUUAAGCCAUUAGGGUUCUGGACGAAUGACGAACUGCUUUUUCAAGGAAGAGGUGAAUAUCUAAUCCUUUUUCGCCUCGACACUCGAGAGGUUAAGCAUCUUAGUCUUAAUAUUUCUGAUGAUGAUCGUGUGGAGUUCGUUCCUUGUGUGGAGAGUGGAGUUCGGUUCGUUGGGAAAUCAGAAUUUGGAAACCAAGAGCUGAUCAAAGUGGAAGCCCUUAUAAAAUCAUUUCUUCUUUUUGCCCCAUUGUUCGAUGGCUUUUCCUAUUUUGCUUCUAAGACUUAUUUCGGUCAGGCCUUCAACUGCGUUGAUGGUGCCCCUAUUGAAACCACGCCCAAGCCCGAGGCCGCGCUAUAAAUUCAUUUGUCGACUUAUGCUGAUGAAGUUAGCCAAAUCCAUCUACAGCAAUACUAUUUAAAGCCUCGAAAGACCACCCACAUUUAGCAUUUAUGACCUUGUCGUGUUCACCUCCUUCAUACGUCAACUCAUCCAUUUUCAUAGGUUUCCAAGUUCGUAAAAAAAUCACGACAACCGGUUAUUUGACGCGUGCAUCCACUAUCAAAAUACCAUGAUCUUAGUGAAGGGUGAAUAACAUUGCAUUUUAACUCAGAUUUCGAAACCCAAAGA